GUAUUUUAAUCACUCGUGGCCUCGCUUGCGGGCGACCUUCGCGACAUGUUUCUCCUUUUUGAAAACUUAGUCUUAGAAUAGGAAACUUGAGUGUCUAAGUAACAAAGCCCGGUUAGCUCUAAGCCUUAAGUAUGGCUGAUAAUUGGGGACUCGCUACUUCGUUGGUAGCAAUACUCUCAGCGAUCGCUGUUGUCAACGCACAAAACUACCCCUUGGUAACCGAUUCAAGAUGUAACUGCUACAGAACCAACACGACGACUGCUCAUUACUUCACUCAUCAUCGCUUCUUCGACUUUAGGGAACAGACUCAACAUGUACGUGUGCCGGCGCCGAUUAAUGAUCCCCAAGGUAGCGCCGAUGCUCCCGUGUCAAAUAAUUACUUCAACGACCCUGCUUGGACGAGUAUGUGGUCGAUCCAGACAUGGAACAAUAGUGCUCUCAUGAACGGAAGCUCAGACGUCACUGGAAGUGAUGCAACUGUAUUGAUGGUGAACUCGGCCAGCAACAUCUACUUCGAUAGGAACUCAGAUCUCCGAGCAUCGUCUAAGACAUACCUAGUAAUGCGAACGAUGCGUCACGAUAACUUCCAGUCAGCCUCAGAGAUUGAGUCCGUGUCCCUAGGAUAUCGGUACUUGUCGAUCCGCAUGUACGCUCGGACGAGGGGUGCACCAGGAGCUGUUACGGCUAUGUUCACUUUCCGCGAAGCGCCACAGCUUGCUCAGGUGCAAGAGGCAGAUCUCGAGGUUAGAACCGUCGAUCCACGAUACUCGAUCCAGUAUACGAACCAGCCGUCGUGGAACGAGGCCGGCGAUAUCCCUCAGGCAACGCGCAAUGUAUCUCUUCCAAGUCGUAUAGACUGGUCUGAUUGGCAAUACCAUCGAAUGGACUGGACUCCAGGCUCUACAACCUGGUUCGUUGACGGGCAACUCAUGUCCUCCAUACAAUUUCAAGCACCCCGCGACGCGAGCCGUAUAAUGUUCAACAGCUGGAGCGACGGCGGAAGUUGGAGUGGCAACAUGACUGUUGGCCAGUCAGCGGAGAUGCAGAUUCAGUGGAUCGAUAUUGUUUACAAUAGCACAGACCCGGUUCCUGGGAACCCAUGGACAAAUCCCGGAGCUGGGGGAUCUUGUGCAAAUACCUGCAGUAUCGACCUAACAUCAAAGACCGGUACCCCUGUGUUGAUAUCUGGACCCCAAGGUGGGCAACCCGGACAACCACCCGCUCCUGGCGGUGGCAACGCGUGUACGUCAGCUAAGUACGGACAAUGUGCCGGCAAGACUUGGAAUGGAUGCACUGCCUGCGCUGCCGGAACAACAUGCAGGUUCCAGAACGAUUACUAUUCGCAGUGCCUAUGAUGGAUAUUUGGUUCUGUUAGCUUUGAUUUUAUCUAAUAUAUCCCUUUCUUAGUUAAUACCGUAGUUACCUGAUACAUACCUAAUCUAUAACCCAUUUUCGUGAGGAAUAGAUUACUGUUACCGUGAGAGAUGCCUACUUGAACUACAAGAUAUAACAUUCAAAUUCAGUGUUACCGAUGCAUUCC
This is a messenger RNA of Daldinia caldariorum, 1540 nucleotides long. RefSeq names its product carbohydrate-binding module family 1 protein. Gene Ontology annotation, cellular component: extracellular region. The record is from RefSeq and is a predicted model, not a curated record. Gene Ontology annotation, molecular function: hydrolase activity, hydrolyzing O-glycosyl compounds; cellulose binding. Lineage: Eukaryota; Fungi; Ascomycota; Sordariomycetes; Xylariales; Hypoxylaceae. The transcript has 2 exons. The coding region runs from base 132 to 1355 and encodes 407 amino acids. Gene Ontology annotation, biological process: carbohydrate metabolic process.